Molecule: messenger RNA, 3232 nt
Organism: Onthophagus taurus
Lineage: Eukaryota; Metazoa; Arthropoda; Insecta; Coleoptera; Scarabaeidae
Source: RefSeq, a predicted model, not a curated record
UACGUCAGAUACAUUAGUUGACAGACGCAAAAAGGGCAGCUUAGAAGCAAUUAACAUCUCGCUGCUUCUUUGGUAACAUCAAGUUUAAAAUUAUUGUGAAAUGGACCCCGCGUUAAGAGGAUUGGCCUGCCUUCAGAGGAAAAAGGAAAGAUGUAAAUUAAAGUUUGUAGACCGAGACGGAUCGUGUAAUUUUGAUGUAUGUUCCUGUUCCACCGGCAGUAGUUUCUCUCAAAAAGAUCACAUAUCAGAAGUCGGUUCUUGCAAUCAUGAUGUUUGCGCGUGUUCAAGGGCAUAUAAAGAUUACAAACAAAAACAUCCCGUGGGCGAUACUAUUCCGGAAGAAAGUAGUUCGUCGGGAUCAACUUCAUCCUCAGGGUGUAAAUGUAAAAAGGGAGGUAGUAGUUCUAGCGAAUCUAGUUCGGAUAAUAAACGCAAACGUAAAAAGAGCAAAUCGCAAAACGGCGAUACUUUUUGCUUAUGUAAGACUAUGAAUUCUUGUUAUUGCGAUGUACCAGGUCUGCCAGAACAUAUCUGUGCUGCAAAUAAAGCUGCAAUGCAUGUUUGUGCGGCAGCAAAGGCAACAAUAAAAACUGGUCCUGAUCAACCUUGUGGAUGUCCUGCCGACGCAGCCACAGAACCAGAACCUCCUCCAGAUACAAAAACUGAAUCCUCAUCACAUGGGUGUUCUUGUAUGUCCGACGGUUCAGGCUCGAAAAUAAUGAAAUUAAAUGAAGGCGAUGCAUAUGGUCCAGGAAAUUUAUUAUGUCCCUACGCGACUGGAAUAGUAUCUCCAAAAGUUUCAGGUUCUGCAGGCACCUCUAUACGAGCACCAGGUGGUCGAAGCUGCGUGAACGAUACUUGCGAUAAGAAUUCAAGAGCGGAUACAUGCACAUGUUCGACAAGAAGUAGUGGUCCCGGGGCAAACAUACAAUACUUUCAAGAAGUUGAAGAACCUCCCGACAUUGGCAUAGACUAUAUGUACUACUUGGGUGGAGCAGAAGAUUUAGGAAUGGAAGGGGCGUUUCAAGCCAGCGAUCUACCUCUUGAUGCAGGAAAAUACUGCAAAUGCGUACGCAAACCAUCAACACAAACAGAGGUGGGGCCGAUGCGUCCAAUACAAACGCCUGCAAAUCUUGGUCCAGUCGAUGUAACUGGAGGGCCCACCUUAGGAUUUGGUGGAGGAAUUGCUGAAGAUCAACAAUCAAAAAAAGCUGCUGGUUGUCAGUGCACUAAAUCUCCCCCUCCCUCUAUUGGAAAUCCAUCAAUUGUACCUGAAUCUAUUGCCCCUCCCUCUCCAGAACAACCAUCUAAAAAGAGUUCUAUUUGCUGCCCAUGCAAAUCAAUUCAAGCAUCACUUCCAGGAGGGGAUCAACCGUCAAUUAAAAAACUUCCAACACCACAACCAACUAUUGGAUCUGUAAAGUGUUGUGAAUGUAAGUCACUGGCUACUGAGAUAGGAAAACCUCCUGGUGAUGCUCCAGGACUUCCGUUUCAACAACAAUAUGUAGGGCCACCUAUAAUUGGUUAUGGUCCUGGAUUUCCAGAUCAACAACACCAAGAACAACAACAACAAACCGUCGAUACCGGUGGUCGUUGUAUGUGUAAUUCAGCUCCUGUGGUAACAGAUCAACAACCUACAACUCCAGGUGGAGGUUUUCCUACGUAUCAAGAUCAACGACCUCUGUCGGCUAUGCCUACCUAUCAAAACCAACCACCAUGUGCAACUUUAUCACCACCUCCACCUUGUACGACGAUGCAAGCCCCACCUUGUCUUGAUCAACCACCUGGUAUGCAAUAUCCUGGCUAUCCUCAACCAACAGGCCAACAAACGAGUCAACCACCAGGUAUGCAAUAUCAAGGUUAUCCCCAACCAAUGGGUCCACCAACGGGUCCACCAAUGGGUCCACCAAUGGGUCCACCAAUGGGUCCAUGUCCUCCUUAUCCUGAUCAGUCACAAGGUAUGCAAUAUCCCGGUUACCCUCAACCAGCAGCACCUCCUAUCGAUUUUUGCCAAGAAACUCUACGUCUUUUAAAAAGUAUGCAAUCAGAAAAACUUGCUUCUCUCGGUCAACCACAAACCGAUUCAUACGCGUUGCAACGUGAAGUUCAACAAUGUAGAUGUUGUAUUGCUGAACAAGAAAAUGAAAUCGGCAGGUUGACUGGUCACGUUGAAAAUUUGUCUAAAAAACGGGAUAAAGGUGCAUCUCGUGCCGGAGCAGUAUGUUCGUGUUGUUCUGUAGAUUCAAAUGAUUCGAUUAAGCAGCAACUGGGAGAACUACAACAAGAAUGCGAGGAAAUUCAAGAGAAAUUACAAAAGACGCAAGACGAUUAUACCGAAAUUAAAACAGUCAUUACUAAUGAAAAGAAUAUGGUUGAGGCCAUGCAAAAUGAGUGCAAGAAAAUUAUCAACGAUAAAGAGAAAGAUCUGGCCAUUUCCGGUUUGAAAAAGUCGUUGGAAGCAGUGAAAUGUGAAAACGAAAAUUUAACUGAAUUACUUAAAAAUGCCGGUGCUGUAAGUGAUGAAGCUAAGGAAGAAUUAAACCAACGACUAAAUUGUUUAGAAAGUCAAUUUGUAGCGGUACGCAAUAAGCUUAAAACGCAGGAAGAAACGGCUUGUGCGAUUAAAGGGUCGUUGAAGGAAAAGGAAAAAAUGAUUCAAGAGAUCAUAAGUAAUAAGAAAUCGCAAUGUGAUAAAGAAAAGGAUUCGUGCGUACAAGCCUUGAAGCAAGCAUUGGACGAUGCUAAAUGUGAAAAUGCUAAACUGCAAGGAAUGUUAACUAAAAUAUGUCCUGAUAAAGGUGACGCCGAUAAUGCCUCAUCAAACGGUGUGGUUAAAAAAGCAGCUGAAGAAUUAGGUCGAGUUCUGAGGCAACAAUCUGAUGCAGCCCAUCAAAAGAUAACGAAUAUUGUUGAAAAACUCCAAUCGGAAUUAAAGAGUACCAAUAAGACACUGAAAGAUAUAGCAAAAUCUAGCGGAGUACCUGUUGAUAAUGCAUCAGAUAAUUCUAGUCUUCCUUGUGGUCCUGCGGACGCCAAACAACCGCGAAGGAAAUGUAGUAAACUACAAGCCAAGGAGCAGGUGCAACAAGAUAUUCUCGAAGCUUUGUGUAGUUGCAAAACAAAAUCGGGAGAAGCCGUACAAAAUGUUGUCGAUCUGUAAUUAAAUUGAUUAGAAUCUGAUAACUAAUGUAUCGAUUACUUAUAAAAAUAACAUCAAAGUAAUCUAUUAACA